Paramuricea clavata is the source of this 13734-nucleotide messenger RNA. The record is from the annotation of a GenBank genome assembly. Lineage: Eukaryota; Metazoa; Cnidaria; Anthozoa; Malacalcyonacea; Plexauridae.
AUGGCUGCAGCAACAUUAACAAGGGGACGAAUUGUUGGUAUCGUGGUGGCUGCCAUUGUAUUAUUCGUAUUGGGUUUCGUAAUAGGCUGGGUAUCGGCGCCGAGCGAUGAGGAUUCCAGUGAAAAUUAUGAUAUGAAAUACAUUUCGAAGAAACGUAAAGAGGAGAUGAAGACAAAAAAUGGUUUCCAUGAAAAGUUCCUUGAAGUUAUAAACGCGAAUAAGAUCGGUGAAAAUCUUAGGUGAGUGAUAUGACGAGGCUUGGAUUAAAUUCCAACGUGAAGUGGACCGUGGGAUGAUUUGCAUUAUGCAUAUAGUUAAUUCUUUCAAGGAGAAAAUUUCCGCAGCUCUCAUGCUGUAGUGUUACUAUAGAAGGAAACGGAAGUGCUCUCAUAAAACAUAAGGUGUUGCAGAGUCGAACUGGAACGAAUCUUCUCAUAUGCGACGGCUGAGAUGAAAAUAUAAUCAGACAACUGUAUAGGAAUCAAACCAAACAAGUCAUAGAAUUGAAAAGUCCGUAUUUCAGUGGUAUUGAAUACCUCACACAAUAAAAGGAUUAGUGUCAGGGUCAUGCAUUGCGGGCUUUUGUUAUUGUUUACAUUUUACUCAAAUACAACAAAUAGCGAUAAAAAUACCUUGUUUGGCACAUUUCUGAUACAAAUCAGACAAAAAGAGCAAGGAUUAUGAAAGGAUGCAUGGUUUAAAUAUAUGACGGAUUGUAAAAACUUUCCAGAUCAUCUAAUCUAUUCGUCCCAAAAAAUGGCCGCCAGCAGGAGUUUGAGCCUGCGAAUUCCUGGUGUGACACUAAUCCUUUAAUUAAAACCCCGCUUUCACAAAGCCAGCGGACUAGAGCUCUGAUAAUGAUGACUAUAACCAUGGUAUGGUAAUGAUGGUGAUGAUGGUGGUGAUGAUGAUGAUGGUGGUGAUGAUGAUGAUCAUGGUGGUUAUGAGGAUGGUGGUGGUGAUAGUGAUCAUUGUAACCUUGGUGAUAAUGAUAAUGAUGGUGGUGAUGAUGAUGAUAAUGGUGGGAAAAUGUAGUGAUGAUGAUGGUGGUUAUUAUGGGUGAUGAUGGUGGUGAUAUUGAUGGUGGUUACGAUGAUGGUGGGUGAUGCCGAUGACGGUGGUGAUAUACCCAUACGUUUCGUUCACAGGUAUUUCUCAAAGCGACCCCAUAUUGGAAGUACUCCGCGAUCCAAAGAACUGGCAGAUGAGAUAGAAAAACGAUGGCGCGAAUACAAGUUCGAUAAAGUAGAACAACCGAAAUAUAAUAUCCUCCUACCUUACAUUGACCCCGAUGUCUCCAAUUCCGUACAGAUUUUGAAUUCCAGCGGUGACGUGACUUACGAGUUUUCUGGAAAAGAGAAGGUAUUUUAAUUUACAUACUUGUUUAAAGCCAUCGUCAAGGCCUACUGCAAAUUCGAUGAAGGUUUUCCAUUCAUAUCCAAAACUCAUAACCGUAAAACCUCGAUCUGUAGGCGUGAAAUAACACAGUGGAUGUGUUUAUUUCUCUUUGUUCAUGUUGCUGUUUUUUCUUACCCAUUUACGCUCGAUUAUAUCUGUGCGCGGAUUGUGCUUGUUGCGCAUAGAGGUUGAGGUUUUGCCGUUUUUAGUUUUCAUUUUGAAUGGACAACCUUAAAGUGCGACUAACAACAAAGAUGACUUUGCUGGUUGAUCGUAUUAAACCUACUUUUCAAUUCUCCAGCUAAUAUUUAAUUUCUCUCUACUUUUCAAUGCUUAAGGUGGUAGACCCGAGCGAAAACGACUCUACGAUGAUAGCACCUUUACUGGGGUUCGCCAAGCAAGGGUCGGCCGAAGGGAAACUGCUGUAUGUGAAUUAUGGAACAUGGGACGAUUUUCAAGAAUUGAAACAUAACUUUGGUAUCUCUAACUGCAGCGGCUACAUUGUCAUUAUGAGAUAUGCAGUUAUAUAUCGCGGUGCCCAGGUUAGUAAUUGCUACGUGCCAUUGUCUUCACUGCAGUCAUCAUCAAUCCCUUUACCACCAUCAUGGUCAUUCAUCACCACCACCUUCAAGUGCCACCAUCAUUAUUACCACCAUCACCACCUCCACCUAUCAUUAUCAAUCCUAAAAAGACCAAAACUAUAAUUUUCUCGACUUAUCAACUUGCGACCUCGCGUCAACUCAACGAACAUCAAAUCAACAUAUCUGUGGACUGUGUCCCGUUGGAGAGGACUACAACAACCAAAUUUCUAGGAACCGAGUGAACUCACCAACACCACCAUCAUUAUCACAACCAUCGUCACCAUUAUCACCACCAUCAUUAUCACCAUCAUCAUUAUCACCAUCAUCACUGCCAUGACAGCUAACAUCCUAAGAUUCCUACAACAUUCUUGCAGGUAAAACACGCCCAGGACUGCGGAGCGGUGGGCGCUAUAAUAUACCACGACCCCGCUGAUUAUGCACCCGAAGGCCAGGACAAGGUUUACCCACAAUACAUUUGGCUUCCAAAGACUGGUGUCCAGCGCGGUACCAUACUUAGUGGUCGUGGAGAUCCUCUGACCCCUGGCUUGCCAUCCGUAGACGGAGUAUUCAGAAUACCCGAAGAUAAGGCUAACCUGCCCAAAAUCCCAGCCACCCCGAUGCCUUAUGGAGAGGCUGUUAAAUUGUUGAAAAUUAUGGAAGGCAAGUGGAAUGAUUUGAAGUUAAAUUUAAUAUUUAAUACUAAACAAGGUUCGUGCAACUUCAUAAAAUCCUGGACCUUCAAGUUUUCCAGGGGCAUUUGAAAUAUGACAAACGUUAUUUCGCCAAUAAGCCGAGCAAAUUUUCACUAUGUUUCAAAUAAGGGACCGUUCAUUAUUUAUACCCGGGGUUGGUACCGAAGAUAUAUGGGUUGGGUAAUCAAGUUUUUGUCGACUAGCUCAUGGGUUGGGUGAAAAAAAUUAUGGCUGUCUGUCAGCUAUAAUAUAAAGCCAAAAUUACAUUGCAUUGGAAAAUAUGAAGAAAAAUGUGUACAAUACAUUCUGUACCAAAAUAGACCAUCAGUGAUUGAGGAAGGACUCUAUCAUUGAUCAGCAGGAACGUGAUUGCUUCGGCACACUCAGUGCAUGAGUUUGAGUGUGCUUUUAGAAUUUAGGCAACUUGAUUUCUGUCACCGUGAUCUUGUGUGUUUAAUUAUUACGAAGUACAGUAACACAGGGCUUGGAUAAACAUUAUUUUUACCAUUGUUGAGGUUGGUUAAAUAAAACAUUUACGCUGUUUUUCGCUUCUCUUCGGUACCAACCCCAGGUAUAAAUACUGAACGGUCCCUAAUCAUCGCAAUCAAGUGAUAUCACUAUGGAAAAAGAUCACUAAGAUCGAGAGAUGCUGUAUACGCAAGAAAGUUUUGUAGUCAAUCUUAUUGGAACAGAAUGGCCCCUAUGGAACUUCUAGGAAGGACAGUUUAGGACUGAUAGAGCUAUCCAGCAGAAAUAAUGUUCGUGGAUUUUCUUCCUGACUGAUAGAGCUAUCCAAUGUGUAUGUAGUUUAGUGUAGUUUUCCCACAGUAACACUGAUCUAGGGAUGUCUAGGGAAACUGUUUAGAACUGAUAGAGCGAUAAUAGCAAACUCAAAAUGUCUAUAAUCUUUCCAACUGUAGGUAGAGAAGUCCCCAAAAGCUGGCAAGGGACAUUAAACAUCACCUACAAACUCGGAGAUGGCGGCCUGAAGAACAACACUGUGAAAUAACAGUCAACUUCCCUAACAAACGACAGGAUGUGUACAAUGUCAUAGGCACCAUAUAUGGCAGAGAAGAGCCGGAUAGAUGGGUAUUGAUAGGAAAUCACAGGGACUCCUGGGGAUUCGGAGCGGUAGAUGCAUCCAGUGGUACAUCUGCCAUAAUGGAGAUUUCUCGUGGUCUGGGCGAACUUUUGAAACAAGGUAUUGUGGCUACAGAUGAUAAGAUAUAUGUUUAAAUUAGAAUUAUAUUUUUCAACUCCCAAGAAACUGUCUUUAUCAUUAUCAUUAUCAGCAUUGAUUAUAAUCAUUUUCAACAUUAUAAACAGAACAAUAUAUGAUCAUCGUUAUCAUCACAUUGAUCAUCGUCAUCACCACUACCACAACCAUCAUCAGCAUCCCCCCAUCAUCAUCACUAUCCAACCGUCAUCACCAUCAUCUCCACCACAAUCAUAUUCAUCAUCGUCACCAUCAUCACCAUUACCAUCAUCACCAAUACACAUCCCCUCUUCCUUUGCAGGUUGGCGCCCAAGACGUACGAUCAAAUUCUGCAGUUGGGGGGCAGAGGAAUCAGGCAUGAUUGGCUCAACAGAAUGGGUAGAAGAAAACGAACCAGCGUUAUCAACAAAAGCUGUCACUUACAUAAACGUUGAUAUUGCUGUCGAUGGGAACCUCACCUUCCGACUGGCCGGCUCCCCCCUGCUGAAGACUCCAAUCACAGAGAAGGUUAAACAAGUCACAGACCCACACGGCGGGAAUGUAUACGACCGAAUGGUUAAAACGGGGAAGACAUUUACUUAUUACAACUUGGGAUCCGGCUCGGAUUUUGCAAGUUUUUAUCACUUUGUUGGUAAGUUUUAUUUUUUCUUGACAGCUGUAGUCGUUAGUGCAUGUUUCUCUGUCUGGACGUCUAAACGGUCUAGACUAAACGUUUGUUUAGUUCUGUUAACUGAACUUGCUUCUAAACAGCUUUCAUGUUCCACAGGAGUGCCAUCAAUGGAUAUGAGUUAUGUUGGAAAAGUGUUCUAUCCUGUCUACCACACCGUCCACGACACGUAUAAAUGGCUUCAAGGUCUAAUCGACCCAAAGUUUGAGUACCAUCUAACCACGGCCAGAGUUGCUUCGAAAAUCCUCCUGUCUACAGCGGAUAGCUUCGUGCUGUCCCUCGAUGUGACAGAGUAUGGAAAAUCUCUGGAUAGCUCUUUCAAAGCGUUGGAGAAAGAUUAUGGUGCGGAACUUCAAAAGAAUAACGUCAGCUUGGUGUAUAUUGCGGACGCAAUUAAAAAGUAAGAUUUGAUAAAAAUAUUUGAUAACAUUUCAAAACAGUAUUUUGUGUGUGUUGGUGUCAUGUACUCAGGUGAAUAUGAUGUUUGUGAUGUUACUCUGAGUGUGCGUCCACACUGGGCAAGCUGAAAAGUUAGCUUGGCCACGGUGGGAAUCGAACCCGCAUAUCGAAGGAACUAGACUCAGUUCCGAAAUAUCAUCAACUCGAACCGACUUGACCACGUAGCUCAGUUGGCAGAGCAUUGGACUAUAGUAUCCCAAAGGUCGCGGGUUCGAUUCCCACCGUGGCCAAGCUAACUUUUCAGCUUGCCCGGUGUGGAUGCACACUCAGAGUAUGAUGAGAGUCAGGGUGUUAGCCAGGCGGCCGUCCGACCGUCCUACGGACGGCCACUUCUGAACUCAGACGGCUAAAAUUUAAUGGACGGCCAUGGACGGCCUAAGGGAAUAUUUUCUUUAAAUAGCAAUUUACAAGCUUUGUAAUAUUUCAUGAAUACUUUGAAUUGUUGUCAUCUGUUGUUUACUUUACUUAUAUGUUCUCAUACUUUUUCCCGUCGAAAACACGUUGGAUAUAGUUGAAUUGAAGUAUCGACAAUGUUUUUGUAAUCAUGUUGAUAACAGAAUAAAUAUCGUAUAGUUAUUCUGUGAUGUUGAUGAUUCUCGCAUGAAGUAUCAAGGGGAAUAAUUCGAAACCGUUGUUUAAAAAAAAACAAAAAUUGCUUUAUCCUUGUGCGCCACAUGCUUUAGAGUUACAGUACACUACGGUUCAUACCAUAUGUGUGCUUUUACUAAUUUAAUGACGGAAAUGUGCAUCUAAAACUAAAAGUAAGAAGGUUUAACGAAUAGAUCACCACAAUUCCACAACAUAAAAUUGCGGCCACACCCAAAAACAUGUGACCACACCCACAAAAAAUGGUGGCCACGCCCACAAAAUUAUUUUGGACGGCCACUUUUGAAAUCCUGGCUAACACCCUGAUGAGAGUUGCAACUCUCGCUUGCAUCUGCAUGAUGCGAGUUUUCGCUACGCGCGGUAAUAUUCGUCAACUCUCAUCAACUCUCAUGCAGCUCUUGCUCUCGUUUAAUCAGGACAUCAUACAAACUGUCGCUUUCCUGAAUUCUCAUCAGUCCUCGUUUGCCGGUUUUAGAUUAGAGCGGGAGUUAACAUCGUUCCCAGGGCAUUUCCCUUACAGUGAUUAAAGCUUUCCAUCUAUGAGAUCAGGAGCCGGUUGUUCAAAAGGCGACUAGCGCUAAUCCUGGGGUUAAGUUAAUCGCCUUUUGAACAACCGGCCCCAUGAGAGUCAAACUGGUAGGACUUUAAUCACAAAAUGUGUAUUGAAGGAAUCAAACCUUGAAAACUGAGGUGAAAGGUUCAUACACUAACCAUCUCGUUACCAAUAUUCCACGACCUUAAGAUUCCUCUGUGUUUUUUAAAGAUUCAAAGACGAAGCAACAAAAUUCCAAGCUGAGAAAGGUAAAGCUGUCGACGAGAAGGACGACAUCAAACUUCGAGCUCUGAACGACAGAAUGGUCAACGUCGAAAAAGCCUUCAUUACCGCGGCUGGUCUACCUAACCGACCAAUGACAAGGCACGUUAUAUUCGCGCCUUCGGUCAACGAUAAAUACAGUAGCACCAGCUUCCCUGGGAUUUCAGAUCUUGUUGUAAAACAGAAUAAGACGGAUCAGGAUUGGUUGGAUAUUAAGAAGCAAACAUCCAUUCUGUUUAUAGCGAUCUCGGAUGCAACUAAUAUUCUGAAAGCUGAUGCGAAUUAGAAAGGGAAUUUUUAAUAUUGACUUUUUUGCCAUGUUGUAUACCCUAAACAUGAAGAUCUUUAGAAAGGCUUGUAUUGUAAUAACGUUCUGGCAAAAACCGUUUUAGCGAAACCAUAUCAAAAUAGCGUCUAAAACAUGUAUGGGAAUCAGUGUACCUUUGCCUUUAAAAUCUAGGGCAAUAUACAAACGUAAUUUAUAAAUUUUUAUGCUAGUUUUUUUUUAUAUGGUUAGUUCUUAGUUAUCUGUGAAAUUUGACUGCUGGAUCUGUAUUAUAGUAUAUAUAAUCUAAUAAUUUCAGGACCCUGAAGGAAGGGGGUCUCAAUCUCUGGGACUCUUCCCGGCCAUUUUUUAAAAUAAAUCCCAGUCCCAAAUGUGAAAUUGAGAGAUCCCAGUGCAGGUAUUGAAAUAUACUCGAGUAAUCAUCACCUAUAUAGUAAGAGUUCGAAGUUCUUAGAUUUCAUGCUGGAAUUUAGAAAUUUCCCCGCAAUUAAGUCUCUCUCCUGAUGAGAAAUAUUCCUUUAGAGAACACAAAGAAAGACUUGGAAAAAGGCUUACCAACAUAUUUGAGUAUGUACGAAAGAUCGCAGUUCUGUUUCUUUAUAGAAAAGAUAAUGCUAACUUUGUAUUCAAAACAAAAUAUUGUAUUCACAUAAUUCAAUAUAGCACUUAUGUCCAAUCAAUCGUCCAUGCCAUCACAACUAUAUAUAUUAUUUUUUCCCGAAGAAUAUCUCGGGGAGCAGCAUUAUCAACAAUGGAUCUAGGAUCUACACUUUCCACCAGAAAAACGCAUAUACCAUUAUACAAUUAUAUACGAUUAAACGCGAAAACUUUGCGCCUAGCUUAUAAAUGGGUUGAGAAUUGACAACGUCGAGCCAUACUCUUUAGAGUCUAGAAACUAGCUGAUAGUGUGUCGAUUUCUCGGUCAUUCCCCGUCAAUUCCUCGGUCGCUCCUCGUCGAUUUCCGAUUCCACGUUCUAUUUCCAUUCCACGCUCCCAUUCUCCGAUUCUCCGUUGUCCGUUCAAAGACAGCCCCCACUUGCUUCAAAGAGCAACUUGAAUCAUAUGACCAAAUUAAACGCAACUGUGCUGAAACGACGCAACUUUUCGACGUAAUCUUUACUUAACGAAUUGAACUGCGACAACGUUAUAGCUUCAAGAUGACUGCAGCAACAUUGACAACGAGACGAAUUGUUGGUAGUGUGGUGGCUGUGUUAUUCGUGUUUGGUUUUGUAAUAGAUUGGGUGUCAGCGGAAAUGAAAUAUGCUGCGAAAAAACGUAAGGAGGAGAUGAAGACGAAAAAAUAUUUCCAUGAAAAGUUAUUUGAAAUUCUGGACGCUGAUAUCAUCGGUGAGAAUCUUAGGUAAGUGAUAUCAUGACGCAUAUAUUAAAGUCUAGUAUGAAGUGGCGACUGACUAUGUCCAUCUGGAUAGCUCUAUCUGUUUUAAACUGUUUUCCCUAAAGAGAUCCGGUAAGGGUCAUCUCUUAUGGGUUCAGUGUUACUACAGCAGAAGGAAACUGGAGGAAACUUUCGUGUUUGAAAAAGCAGAACUGUUGCGAAAGCUCGACUAAUCAGCGAAUAGUUGCGAGUCAACAGUGGCGUAGCCCAGCCCAGCCCGACGAUUCAGUCCCGCUAUCAAUAUAAAAAUUGCCAUGUUUAUAGACUAUCAACACAAUCAAUUUCUAAAGAAAUGAAUAAUGAGUUGAAAUGUGCAUAGCGGGACCAAAUCGUCGGGCUGGCUACGCCACUGCGGAGUCAACAAAUAGUGCGAAUAGUCAACGAAUCAUUAUAUAGUCGGUCAAUAUUCGUGAACAGUUUAAAAAGACUGGUGUGAAUAGUCGAAAAUUUAUACAAAUAAUGAAGUCAAUAUUAAAAGUAAAACCACAAGUUCUACCAGUGGGAUCACUGCCCGCUAAUGGCGAAUGUCUUCAUGUGUGUAAGAUUCCAUAUUAUUUUGUACAAGAGGUUUGUAGAUGGCAUCUUAUCCAAAAUGCCCAGACAAAGCCCCAGUAUUGAUGCCUGAUGCCAAUUUCCUCAUUCCCCCGAAUGCUUUGCACCCUAGUAUUACAUUCACCAUGGAAACGUCGAUAGAUGGCAAAAUUCCUUUUAUCAGUAUUUUUUUAUAGAUUUUUUAUGGUGAUAUAAUUAAGAAUUGAAAGAAGCAACAAAGAUACACCGCGCCUAUGUCCUCUCAUCUACGACUGAAGCCUUUAAUGAGGAACUUACAAGAUCGGCGUAACAAUACGACCGAUUUUCGAAGGUCGAAUACUCGAGCAAGAUCUGAAGCCGAAGGAAACAAAGUCGUCGAUGGUCUGUGUGAUGCAGACUAUGUUGGGUCAUUUACUGCCGACAUCUCCACCAGCGCAAUGCUGAGCAAAAAGCUCAGCAAUUGAGAAGCAUUUUGUGGACAUUCACGGAGAUAAGAACUUGUUGGACGAAAGUCAAGUUCAUGUUUUGAAAAAGUGCCUGCAUGGGGAAGUUUGACUGUCUUGUAUGCGAAAUGCCCUUCACUACGAAACUACAAACUUUUUAUAUAACUUUUAAGCUAUGAGUUUUAUUAAAGACUCAUUGUUUUAGCCUUUUGAUGAUGAUGAUGAUGAUGAUGAUGAUGAUGAUGAUGAUGAUGAUGAUGAUGAUGAUGAUGAUGAUGAUGAUGAUAUAACUACAAUUUUCUCGAUAUAACUACAAUUUUCUCGCACAGGUAUUUCUCAAAGCGACCCCAUGUUGGAGGUACUUCACGAUCCAAAGAACUGGCAGAUGAGAUAGAAAAAAGAUGGCGCGAGUACAAGUUCGAUAAAGUAGAACAACCAAAAUAUAAUAUUCUCCUACCUUACAUUGACCCCGAUGUCUCCAAUUCCGUACAGAUUUUGAAUUCCAGCGGUGACGUAACUUACGAGUUUUCUGGAAAACAGAAGGUAUUUUAAUUCACAGCUAUAUCGUCAAAGCGAUAUGAUACUAUACAGCUAAUGGACAACUUGCAUGUUAGACUAAAUUUUAAUCUAAGUAAAGGGAAGUGAAUCAAACACCACAGAUGAAAAGAACAUAAUAAAAUUAGUAAAAUUGCAAAAUGUGGUUGCGAAAUAUUGUAAAGCUUGGAAAAUAUAGUCUUGCAAAGUUUGCAAAUUUUGUAUCUGUUUGUGUAACGUGAGGAAAAAAAUUGUUAUCAUUUUCGGCUCAAAAUGGUAAAAAUUUUCCGUUUUUUACAACAUUUCGUAACCAAAUUUUGCAAUUUUACUAAUUUUAAUAACUUCUUUACGGGAAUUUACUUUUCUUGCCUAGAUCAAAAAUUAGUCUAACAUGCAAAUUGUCUAUUCAAUUAAAACUAUUUGUAAAUCCUCACACUAAUAUUUAAUUCCCUUCAACUUUUAUUCAAUACCUCAGGUGGUAGAACCGAGCGAAAACGACACUACGAUGAUAGCACCAUUACUAGGUUACGCCAAGCAAGGAUCAGCCGAAGGGAAGCUGCUGUAUGUGAAUUAUGGAAGAUCAGAAGACUUUCAAGUAUUGAAAAGCAACUUUAGUAUUUCAAACUGCAGCGGCUACAUCGUCAUUAUGAGAUUUGGAAAAAUAUAUCGCGGUGCCAAGGUUAGGGAUGAUAUUAAGCAUCCUUUAUUCAUUCUGGAUUAUGAUUACCAUCAUCAUCAUCAACACCAUCAUCACCAUCAUCAUCACCAUCGUGAUCACCACCAUCACCAUCACCACCUGAUAUCAUCACAUGAUCACCACCAUCAUCAUCACGCCAUCACCAUCAUCAUUAUCAGCACCACCAUCAUAGAUAACAUCCAAAGAACCCACUAACACGCUUUCAUAACUUGCAGGUAAAACACGCCCAGGACUGCGGAGCGGUGGGCGCCAUUUUAUACAACGACCCCGCAGAUUAUGCACCCGAAGGCCAAGACAAGGUUUACCCACAAUACAUCUGGCUCCCAAAAACUGGUGUCCAGAGCGGUAGCAUAUUUGAUGGUCGUGGAGAUCCUCUGACCCCUGGCUUGCCAUUCGUAGACGGAGUAUUCAGACUACCCGAAGAUAAGGCUAACCUGCCCAAAAUCCCAGCCACCCCGAUGCCUUAUGGAGACGCUAUUGAAGUCUUGAAAAUCAUGGAAGGUAACUGAAAAAAUUUAAAUUGUUGAAGUACAGAUUGGGAGCUAGUGCUUCUCAUCUUUCCUUGCAGCUAAGAACUGGAUUUCAAAAGACAUACCUCAAAUGUAACUGAGUGACUGAAGCUAUACAAGGCUUUUCAUAACUACAACUGGGUGAGGGAGGAGGGUGCAAAUGACCCACAUAUUGUGUACCUAGGUUUCCUCUAACUAGGCUACUUUAAGUUUCCUGUCACUACAGAGUGACACUGGAUGAGUAAGAGACGAUCCAUACUUGACCCCUAGGGAGAACACUUGAGAACUGAUAGAACAAUCUAUAUAUGAGUUUGUCACAGCUAUUGCAAAUUUAAAAUGUCUAUAUACUUUCCAACUGUAGGUAACAAAGUCCCCAAAAGCUGGCGAGGGACAUUAAACAUCACUUAUAAACUCGGAGAUGGCGGACUGAAGAACAACACCGUAAAAAUAACAGUCAAUGUUCCUAACAAACGACAGGAUGCGUACAAUGUCAUAGGCACUAUAUAUGGCAGAGAGGAGCCAGAUAGAUGGGUGUUGAUAGGAAAUCACAGGGAUGCUUGGGGAUUUGGGGCGGUAGAUCCGUCUAGUGGUACAUCUGCCAUGAUGGAGAUUUCUCGUGGUCUGGGCGAUCUUUUGAGGCAAGGUAUUGAGGAAGAGAUGAAAGUAUUCAUAUAAGAUAUAUCUUUAUAUUAGGAUUAGACUUUUCAACUCCCAAGAAAUUGUGAUUAUCAUUAUCCUGAUUAUCGAGGAUAUUAUUAUUAUCAUCAUCAUCAUCAUCGUCAUCAUCACCAUACUCAUUAUCAUCAUCACCACCACCACUAUCGUCACCAUAACCAUCAUCACCACUAUCAUCAUCACCACCACAACCGUCACCACCACACCAGUAUCCUAACCAUCACUACCACCAUAUAUAACCACAACCACCAUAAUCAUGCCCAUCACCAACACCAACACCAUCUCCAUCAUCACCAUUACCACUACUAUCACCACCACCAUCACCACAGCCACCACCAUCAUCAUCAUCACCUAAACACAUCCCCUCUUCCUUUGAAGGUUGGCGCCCAAGACGUACCAUCAAAUUCUGCAGCUGGGGUGCAGAGGAAUCAGGCCUCAUUGGCUCAACAGAAUGGGUAGAAGAAAACGAACGGGCCUUAUCAACAAAAGCUGUCACUUACAUAAACGUCGACAUUGCUGUCUAUGGGAAUCUCACCUUGGAACUGUCCGGCUCCCCCCUGCUGAAGACUCCAAUCACAGAGAGUGUUAAACAAGUCAGAGACCCGCACAGGGGAAAUGUAUACGACCAAAUGGUAAAAGCAAAAAAGAAUUUCACUUACGGAAACUUGGGUUCUGGCUCGGAUUAUGCAAGUUUUUAUCAAUUUGUUGGUACGUUUUUAAUUAACAGGGCGUUAGAGUGGUAAGUGCAUGUUUCACUUUCUGGACUCUAGAAAGAACAGUUUAGAAGUGAUAAAGCUAUCCAGUAUAAAUAAAGUUAGUUUAGUUCCACUAUAACAAUGCUUGCUUCUAAACAGUUUUCAUGUUCCACAGGAGUGCCAUCAUUGGAUAUGAGUUAUGCCGGAAAAGUGUUCUAUCCUGUCUACCACACCGUCCACGACACGUAUAAAUGGCUUCAAGGUCUAAUCGACCCUAAGUUUGAGUACCAUCUAACCACUACCAAAGUUGCUUCGAAAAUCCUCCGGUCUACGGCGGAUAGCCUGGUGCUGCCCUUCGAUGUGAGAGAGUAUGGGAAAUCUCUGGAUAGUUCUCUUGAAACGGUGAAGAAACAUCAUGGUGCUGAACUUCAAAAGAAUAACGUCAGCUUGGUGUAUAUUCAGGACGCAAUUAAAAAGUAAGAUUUGAAUAAAAUAUUCUUACAUUUCAAAACAGUUUGGAUAGAACUGAUAGCCCGAAUAGUUUAGAAUUGAUUGCUACAAAGAGCGAAUCACAUCAAGUAUAUAGGCAAUUCCAGCUAUAGACUAACUUUUGAUCUAGGCAAGAAGAACAAAAUCCAUCACCACAGCUAGAAAGAGCAUGUUAAAAUUAGUAAAACUGCAAAGUUUGGUUGCGAAAUGUUGUAAAAUGAGGAAAAUAUAGCCGUGUGAAGUUCGCACAUUUUGUAUAGAUUUGUAUUACGCGCGGUAAAAAUAACCACUAAGCUUUCGGCUUAGCCUGCUCGCAGGCUACUUUCGGCUCAAAAAUGUUUAUUUUUCCCGUGCGUAAUACAAAUCUAUACAAACUAUGCGAACUUCACAGGGGCUAUAUUUUCCUCAUUUUACAACAUUUCGCAACCAAACUUUGCAAUUUUACUAAUUUUAACAUGCUCUUUCUAGCUGUGCUGAUGAAUUUUGUUGUUCUUGUCUAGAUUAAAAUUUCGGCUGUAGCUGGAAUUGCCUAUUUAGACUGAUGUAAUGAUAGAUGGUACGUUCACGGAUGCUGGGAAAAUCAUUUAAGCUUUUGUUUAGACGAGAAUGAGAGUUGAUGAAAAUUGCAACUCUCGUCGGACCGCCAUCAGCAUUCACAAGAUUCAUUUUUCUCUGUUUACAGAUUCAAAGACGAAGCAGAAAAAUUCCACGCUGAGAAAGGCAAAGCUGUCGACGAGAUGGACGACAUCAAACUUCGAGCUCUGAACGACAGAAUGGUCAACGUCGAAAAAGCCUUCAUCACCGCGGCUGGUCUACCUAACCGACCAAUGACAAGGCACGUUAUAUUCGCACCUUCGGUCAACAAUGCAUAUGGUAGCACCAGCUUCCCUGGGAUUUCAGAUCUUGUUGUAAAACAGAAUAAGACGGAUCAGGAUUGGCUGGAUAUUAAGAAGCAAGCAUCCAUUGUGUUUAAAGCGAUUUCGAAGGCAACAGAUACUCUAAAAGCAGAUGCGAAUCAGAAAGUAAACUGUCUUGUUAAAAGAUAA